Messenger RNA from Carlito syrichta (Philippine tarsier), 576 nucleotides. RefSeq names its product growth hormone 1 (gene GH1). Lineage: Eukaryota; Metazoa; Chordata; Mammalia; Primates; Tarsiidae. The coding region runs from base 1 to 576 and encodes 191 amino acids. The transcript has 4 exons. Gene Ontology annotation, biological process: growth hormone receptor signaling pathway; positive regulation of tyrosine phosphorylation of STAT protein; positive regulation of receptor signaling pathway via JAK-STAT. The record is from RefSeq and is a predicted model, not a curated record. Gene Ontology annotation, molecular function: hormone activity; growth hormone receptor binding. Gene Ontology annotation, cellular component: extracellular region.
AUGGACACUCACCUGUCUGCGAUGGCAGCCCCCAGCCUGGGUCUCUCCUCAGGCCCCCAGACCACCCUGCUCCUGGUGUCCGCCCUGCUCUGCCUGCCUGGGCCCUGGGAGGCCGGCGCCUUCCCAUCCGUGCCCCUGUCCAGCUUGUUUGCCAAUGCUGUGCUCCGCGCCCAGCACCUGCACCAGCUGGCCGCCGAUACCUACAAGGAGUUUGACUUGGAGCUGCUGCGCUUCUCACUGCUGCUGAUCCAGUCCUGGCUCGGGCCCGUGCAGUUCCUCAGCCGGGUCUUCAGCAACAGCCUGGUGUUCGGCACCUCGGACGGCGUCUACGAGAAGCUCAAGGACCUGGAGGAGGGGCUGCAGGUCCUGAUGCAGGAGCUGGAGGGCAGUGGCCCCCGCGUGGGGCCGGUCCUCAGGCAGACCUACGACAAGUUCGACACCAACCUGAGCAGUGACACCGCGCUGCUGAAGAACUACGGGCUGCUGUCCUGCUUCAAGAAGGACCUGCACAAGGCCGAGACUUACCUGCGCGUCAUUAAGUGUCGCCGUGUCGGGGAGCACGGCUGCGCCUUCUAG